This is a messenger RNA of Pecten maximus, 10093 nucleotides long. RefSeq names its product VPS10 domain-containing receptor SorCS1-like. Gene Ontology annotation, molecular function: protein binding. Bases 1 to 3435 code for a protein of 1144 amino acids. NCBI's taxonomy places the organism in Eukaryota, Metazoa, Mollusca, Bivalvia, Pectinida, Pectinidae. The record is from RefSeq and is a predicted model, not a curated record. Gene Ontology annotation, cellular component: Golgi apparatus; membrane. The transcript has 27 exons. Gene Ontology annotation, biological process: post-Golgi vesicle-mediated transport.
AUGGACGACCAAAACACACUCGUGUUUGUGGCUUUGCUCCUUGUUUUAGGUGAAUGUGUUAAUAAUAUUGUACAUGCGAAAAUAAGUUUACACAAAUUACAAGAUAAAGAUGAAUACUUUACAGUUUUGGAUUGGAAACCGAUCUCCGAUUUGAAUCUUGGCAGAUUUAAACGAAACAUCAACAUUGCGAAUAGACAUCGGCGGAGUGACACACGUAACGGGAGAUCAACUGGCGACGAGUCCAAUACACUAAUUUCGUCAACAUUUUACAUUCCGGAUGAAACUCAUUCCCAAGCUGUUGUGUCGUGGUCAGGAAGAAACAGUAGUGUUGUGUUUUUACUGACAAGAGACACACACCUGUAUGGUUUUGUGGAAAACUCAACACUUUGGAGGUCAGAAGAUUAUGGAACAAGUUUCACCCGUAUAAACUUUUCAUCAAAUGCUGUUGUUCAAUUUAUUUACAAAUCUCCAGUAAAUAAAGAUAAGAUUAUAUUAACAGACCAGAUUAAUCCGUGCCUAUACAUCUCAGAGGAUGAAGGGAAGACUUGGAUCACAUCACAAAUCGGAUUUGAACCGGAAAAAUUGUACAUGCAUCCCACUCUGGAAAACUGGGUCCUUGGGUACACAAUCAUGACUUACAGGCUAUACGUUUCAUCAGACUUUGGAAAAACAUGGACACUUUUGAAGGAAGAUGUGGCAAUGCAAAUUUACUGGGCAGUGGAAGGAGAGGAUGACAACCCGUUAACAGUACACGUAGAGUAUCAGAACCUUAUGGAGGACAUGAACUCCGAAUACUUGUCCUGCAUUGCCCCAACAUGUAUUGAUAAUACUCCGGACAAAAGUGUGGGAAAAAUCAACUUCAAUUCCCUCCGAGUACUCAAUGAGUAUAUAUUUGUACAGAAAUCCAGUUAUACCAGUCACGACCUGUAUGUCUCCUAUAAGAGAGGACCAUUCCGGAAAGCUUACUUUCCAUUAAAUGUACAUCCAAAGGAUUUUGACAUUAUUGAGACAUCGGAAAACCAGGUAUUUAUAGCUGCCGAUCACAAAGAAAACAUGGUGACCUUGUACCUCUCGGAUGUCACCGGCCAGUUUUAUGUACCGUCCCUUGAGCGGGUGGUAGCUGAUGUUGAGCCUGGGUACCUUGAAGUGGAUAUUUAUAAGGUUAAAGGAAUCAAAGGUCGAUACAUAGCAAACCAAUACGGGACCAUAGGAAAUUCCACAGUCAUGAAGACGUUUAUUUCCUAUGACAAAGGAGGAAAGUGGGUACCAAUUGAAGUUUCAAAGGAUCAGAAAUCCAAAUGUGUCGACCCAAAUUUCUGCAGUCUGCACAUCCAUCUUGCGUACAGUCAUGAAUACUACCUGACACCAGAGAUUGAGACUGAGGAGGGCGCCCCCUGGCUAAUCUUUGCUCAUGGCUCGAUCGGAAACAGCCUCAAACCAGACCAGGCCGAGCUGUAUGUCAGCAGGGAUGCUGGCCUCACCUGGUCCAAGCCAUCACUGGACGGUCAGUACAGGGUUAACAUCAUUGACCAUGGUGGGGCCAUCACAGCUAUCCAGUACAGUAACAAGGAACUGACCAACGUUAUACAUUUCUCAAGUGAUGAAGGGGAUAGCUGGCAGAAACAUCAGUUUGCAGACAAAGAAAUUUACGUUGAUGGUAUUCUCAACAGUCCGGACAUCACAACACUGGUUGUAAGCGUGUUUGGAAGAUUGGGAGACGAGAAGGGACGACUCAUGGUCAAGCUGGACUUCUCCCAGGUUUUGACCAGGCAGUGUACUCAGAUGGACUACCUAGACUGGAGCCCUGGAUCAAAUAUUUCUCAGGACAAUUGCAUCCUGGGGCAGGCAGUAACAUAUGAAAGACGGAAUCAAUUCUCAAGAUGUUACAAUGGCCCAGACUAUAUCAGAAAGAAACCAGCGUCCAUUUGUCUCUGUAGACCGUCUGACUUUGAAUGUGACUAUGGUUAUGAGAAGACUAUCACUGGUGGCUGUUCCCCGACAAACUGGUACGACCAUUCCAAUAUACACUGGCACUGUCAUGAGGGAGAGAUGUACAACAAAACCAGAGGGUACCGGUUGAUUGCGUCUGACAAGUGUACUGGAGGCCUGUCCACAUCCAGUAUGUACCAGCCGAUCCCUACCCCGUGUCCAGUCGCGGCACCCAGGGGCCUAAUGCUCUCCACACCAAAAACUACUGUCGCCUUGGGAACCACAGCAACCUUCACCCUCACUCAGAAAUCAGGAUCAAAGUUAGGAACAACUUAUACUUGGUCAUUUAGUAAUAAUGGACGUCAUGAGGUAAAUACUGGACUAGCAAAUGCUACAAGAAAGUAUCAUCGCUUCAACAAGGCUGGAGAUUUCAAUGUGACUGUGAUCGCCAUGAACAGCAACGGUAGUGCUGUUUGUCGAGUUUUAAUUUCCGUAGAAGCAAAUAUAACAGCUGUGCUGGCCUUAGCUCCCUGGGGAGCCGAGGUUGGAAGGUUGACCCAGUUCAAUGUGACACUGUGUUGUAGUGGGAACCAGACAGACUUUGGACCUACACAUUUUGUGUGGCGAUAUGGAGACGAACCUGAAGGAGCCCAUCCUUAUCUAACCUGGGGUACCACGGUCAGUCAUCGGUUCAACAAGACUGGCCAGUACAAUGUUACAGUCCAGGCGGUCAACUCGGUCAGUUCUGUACUAACAACCUACCCUAUCAACGUCUACAACAACAUUACGAUAGUCCGUCUCCAUUUUACCCCAAACAUUGACCACUUCAGUGCUGGGAGCUUUGACUGGCGGUAUACCACAUCACAGCUCAUCUGUCUCAAGCUGUCCGAGCUUCUGUAUGUACAAUCCAAUAGGCUGAUGGUUUCCAUCCCUCAGAUUCGACCUACAAUUGCAGAUCUCACCAUUUUACCUAACCAACAUGGUGGUCUCUCUGUCGAACAGGUUGUGAAAGAACUUCAGCAGAAAGUUAGUCUAAGCCAGAUCCGAUUCCAAUUAAUUACAGCAGAUGAUGCUAUUGGCAUUAAAAAUGUGGAAAUUAUAAAAGGUAAUGUAACAUCGUGGGUUCCUGCAUCGUUACCAACAGUUCCAGUUUCCACUUUGUCACAUGUACAUUCCACAGAUGUUACAUCCCCAGCCUCGGUUCCAGUUUCCGUGUAUAUAAUUGUACCUCUUAUAGUGAUUGCCGUUGGGGCCUUGGUGGCUGUCCUCAUUGUGUAUGUGAAAAGAAAACACAAACAGGAUGCUCGCUACUCUCUGAUCAUGAAUCGUCAGCAAGGAGCAACAGUAUUGGAGGUUGACGAUGAUGAUGAUGAAGAUUUCAUGGGUGGUGGAGAAAAUAUAUUUGAAAGCCCUGAUGGGGACAAUAAUAUCAUGAUAAGUUCAGUGCACAAUCCCACAUUGGUGAUGAUGACGCCAUCACAGCCUUCCAACACAGUCAACUGUUGAUGCUAGCUUACUUUAGUGUAUGAUAAUGUAUUAGCUUGCCUAUGCAAUAAAAACCUCUAUAUCCUUCCAUUGUUUUUAGUUGGUGCGACAAAAAAAAUUCCUUCCAUACAUCCAUCCAUAUAUGUGACACUUGUACAGUAAAACAUGUUUAUAAAACAAAUCCGAGAUUGAAAUGUACAAAAUUGUUAGGGUUAUUUCUGCUAGGGGAGAUAACUGGGACAUAUUAUUCAGUAAGAGAUUUUGCUUGUGUUCAUAGUGUUUUACUCCAUACUCAAUAAAUGUAGUUUUUGCAGUUUUAAUUUUAUCAAAGUAUUUUUUUCUUUUUAAUUUAAACUGAUACCUAUUUUAGUUAUCAGUAGUCAACUGGAUUAAUUAUUUAUUUGAACCAAAUUCAUUUAAAUAAAUUUAAUUUGAUUAUUUCUAAACUUAUUCCCUGUGUAUUUUUUGGAUAUAUUUAUGUCAAUUUCUUUAUUAUGAUAUUUGAUAAAUUUCAAGUUUUGUUCUUUCAUUCCCAUCCUGAUCAUGAUCUUUAAGAAGCUUUGAGUACAGUUACUGUACAUCAACUUAUAUUCAUGGAUAUUUAUUUUCUCAUGCCUGUAUCUAUAUUGUUAUUACUGUACAUCAAAGUGUGUACAUGCUGUUCAAUUUAAACUUAUGUUCUUGAACGAUUCAAAUCCAUGCCAUCAAAUUAACGUGGCUAAAAAAAUAAUUUGAACAAAUUUUGAAUUCAAGAACUAAGUCCAAAAGAUGCUUGGAACACUAUGUUUAAGGAUUUUAAAUUCUGAUAUUUACAUCCAAGUUGAAUUGUAAGUGGUCAGCUUUAUAUGAAGUACUUGUUAUUUAUUUUCAUGUGAAAGGACAGAAGGGUAAUUAUUUCGCAGAAACUGAUUUGUCUGACCACCUGGUUUUCCAACAUCUUGUACAGAUGUUAAGACGAAAAGUUUGUGAUUCAAACUGUGAUAAUUGCAGUCUUUAUAGACAGGGUGUAGCUAUACUGGUCUUUCUAGAAAGGAUUUGGGUUUUAAAUGUAUAUACAUGUAUAUCUUUUAUAAGAAAAGUAUACAAUAAAAACAUUGUAUAUAUGUAUGGUUUUUUUUUUACGAAUGUUUGUAUUCAACAUUGUAUGAAUAUUUUGUUGCUACAAUUGUAUUAAAAGAAUGAUAUUCUUUUAUGAUUAACACUGUUGUAUGUCACCAUAUGAUGAUAAGAUUUGUCUUAAUUCUUGAACAAUGCAUGACAGUUUUGUAUCUGUCUACAUUGUAUGUUUCAUUAUACUGAAAAAAAUAGGACAUUCUGCUUUGAAAAGGGAGGUAAUUAGUGGAUAAAUGCCAUUAGUCUUAAAAGACAAUGAAAAAUAAUGAAAAGUAGGCAGUAAUGAAAAGUAAAUAAAUUUCAAUAUCAAAUAAUGUUUGUUAAUGUUAUAUUAUCAAGAAUGUUUACUGUAAAUCACUUAUAUUUUGUGUGAAAUUUAUUUUCACAUAAAAGAGUGUUUAUUACAAAUUCAAAUCCUUUGUGAUUAUUUGUGCAGAAAUUUCACCUAUGGAUGGCAACCAAGCUAUCAGUUAACGAUAUAGGAGCCUUGCAGAGACAAUUACUCUAAUAGUUUAUCAUUAAUUUAACUUAAGUUCUAGAUCAGAAUUUGCAAAGUCAUGUAUUCUCGAAUGUCUGAAGAGGUAAGAUCGUGAAAUAAAUCAUUCGCAAAAUCUAAGUGAUUUACAGUAAGUUUGCAUAGAAAUUUUGUCAGUUAACAUCAAAAACUGGUGACCAUAUUGAUUUUUUUUGUGAACUACCAAACUAUUUUUAUAUCAGUGGCAUUGUAGAAUAAAAUAUAAAUUGUUGAUUUAAUCUUUCAUUAUAUUAAUUCCUUUUAAAAAGGCUAGUUUUUCCCCCAACAUAUGGGCAUUUUGGAAAUAUUUUUUCCAUGAUAAUAAUUUCACAUUUGAAAGUGGGCAUUUUGAAAUUGAAUCUCAUUUUUAGUGUAAAAGUGAAUUUUAUGUAGAGAAUAAGAUUUUAUUUAAUUGUAUUAUUAAUAUUAAAUUGUUCAAUUGAUUUUAUUCAGCAACAUAUUUUAAGUUGCUUUAAUGUUUCAGAAAAAAAAUUCUAACACAAUAAGAUCAAUGUUCAUCAGUAAAAAGGAUUGUUUAUAAUUUAAAGUAUAAUUUUGUCAUUAUAUAGAAUGGAAUUUAUUACAGAUUGUCCAAAUUCUAUGGAGAAGGAAAAUAUUACAAUAAACUUUAUAUAUUCAUUAAAUUUAAAAAGUUCAUUCAUUUGAUGCAAGAAUUGGUAUCUUUGAAUGUUCAAAGCUAAUAAUUGAUAUUGCAAUUGAAUCUGAAUUCAAAGUAACUUAUAGAUUUCAUGCUCAUUAAAAGGCUCUAAGGCUCUAGGAAAUAGCGUCGGUAGCGACACCUGAGCCUAUACUGUAAGAAAAUGUUCUAUAAAUACAUAAAUGUUAAAACAAUACUACAUGGACAAAGCCGAAUGGAGUUUUAUUGGUCCAAGUGAUGAGACCAUGCAGCAUUCUGUUUACGAGUGGUAACAUUUCUUGUAGGACCUACCAAAUUGUAAUUUUAUUGUUUCGCGCCAAUUUACCAGUAUUUACAAACCAUGGUUGCAGACACUUUUGAUUUUUGUAAAAAGUGAAAUAUAUUAAAUAUUCUUAAAAGAAUUAUUUUCCAACAGUGAUUUUAUAUACAGUUAAAGUUGUGUUAAUAAAAUACACAAAUUAUUUCUCAUUUUUUUAUCAUUUUAAAUAUUGGUGGCUGUUGUUGUUAUAAAUGUUCAGCUCCAUACAUUUGCUUGUUUCACACCUUGGAGUUAAACUCUGUUGUUCAUCAUAUCAUGGAGAUUGUUUUUGUUUAUAAAUUGAUUAAUCUUGAGAGUGACCAAACAAUAACAUUGUAUGUGCUUUAUUGUUCUGAUUAUGGUAUAUAUAUAGCUUUUGGUUCUAUGCAAAUGAAAGUAUGCAUGUUUGUGAGAGGAGAACAUAAAAAUGUUAAUUUGAUUUAAAACAGGUCUACACAUUUUUUUAGGUUCGUAUCACAGGGACUGUGAUAAUGAGGAAAGAUAUAUGUAGCUUAGAUAAUAUAUUGGCUCUGUUGUUACUGAAAAUGUCCAUAUUACCUUUCAUUAAAAUUUCUCAAAACAGCAAAAUAAAUCAAUUUCUUUUAGGGUUAUGAUUCAGAAUUUUUAACUUGUGUUGUCAUUAAGAUUAUAACUAAUCCUAUUGAGCAUGGGUUACAUUGUGCACUGCAUUCAGUAAUAGAUUUAAUGAUCUUUAGUUCUUAUAUCAAAAUAGAAACUAUGUUUAUUCUACAACAAUUGUGAAACAAGUUUCAUCACUCUUGUUGGGCGGGAUAGAAGUGUGGGGUCUUACUGUAGAAGGAAUCCAGAAUAUCCAGUGAAAACCCUGAUGGUCAUAUCUGAUCUUGGAAUUGAACCCCGGCCAGCAUGGGGAAAUAAAUCAGAAAAAUAGUAUACACACUUGUACCUUAAAAAAAUAAUGGUAGAGAUUUUAUAAUUUCUUUGAUAAAUGCAAUAGCAUGUACAUUUUGAUUCAAAUUCUUGACAAGAUUUGGAAAAUUCAAACUGCGAAAUGGAAAAUGUUUAAGGUAACUGUACAUGUACUCCCCCAUAUCCCACAAACUAAUACAGUAGUUUGGUCUCUGAAUCACGUCAUUUAAUGUGAUUUCUGGUCUUAAUCUGGUUUUAAGCGCUAUCUUGGAGCAAUUUAAAUUCCUAUCUCGCAAAUGUUGCUUGCCACUUUCACAGAAUUGUAGGACCAAAUUACUGUCCGUAUACUGUAAGGACAAUUUUCGAGUGUAACUCUAAUGAAAUCCAAAUUAUGGCUCUUGUCGGCUUACUUUAUUACCGGCAAUUGCAAUGUCAGUUUGAAUUCAUUGUUGAUUUUAUUAUUAAACGGUUCUGGGGGUUUGAAUGGUAUAGAUACAUAGUGCUGUAUGUCAAGACAUACCUAAAUGCUUGUGAGCUUUUUCUUGUUAAGUUUGAUAAGUUACUGUUAUGUUUGUUUGUACAGUCAGCUGUGCAUUCAGUUCUCUCUGUAGUAGCUUUAUAUUAUAGGCUUGUUUUGUUAAAAUGUGUGUACAUGUUAGUUAUUAUCACUUUCGUUCUUUAUUAAUGAUCAACAACAUAAUUCUUGUUACAAGGAUCAGAAAUAAUUCAUGUAAUUUCAUCAGUUCAUUUUUUUCAAUCCCUAGAUUGAGUCUCAUAGUUGCCAUUUUUUUGGAGGAAUUCCUAUAGGGGAUAUUUGGUAAGUUAAUAUUUAAAGCCCCAGAAAAAUACUUUGAGACAAACUUGCACCCUAAAAGGACAUAGUGUAAGCUGUUAUAACUGUAGGACUAAUUGGGAGUUUGGAAAUUAUGAAUAACAAAAAUCAAUGAUAAUUACGAAGGUAAUUUUAUGUGUAGUAUUAAGCUAAAAUAUGUAGGAUUUCCCAGAGUGUAGGUUCAUUUAAAUCUGAUGUUGUUUCCCUGAAAAUGUUUUAGAAUUACAUGUAGAAUGAAGUUUGGAUUCAGUCAUAAUGACAGAGGUAAAAGAAAGUGUGAUGUUGUUAUAUUUGCUCAAUAGUUUCUGGCAGGUCAAAGAUAUAAAACAUGCCUUUAAAAUGGUGGUGCUGACUAUUGCAUCAGCAUGGCAAACGUUCAUAGUUCAGCACUUCAGAUUUAUAAAAUCUUGUUAUAAAUGUUUAGUUUUAACAGAUUUUACAGAUAAUUGUAAUUUUUGGCCAUAUAUUAAAGCCUCAUACAUUUUAGAAAACUUUGCUGUCAUUUUAAUUUAGUUUCAUUGUCCUACCUAGUUGUUGUAGACUUUCAGAACAUGUUGUAACAGAAAUCUUAUUUAAAUGACAUUUUAACAUUGGUUGGGGAAAAUGAUCUGAAAAAUACUUAAAGUUAAAAAGAUUUUGUUGCGAAAAAAACACAUUUGCAUGGACAGUGAUUGUGAUACUCUGAAAAUUUAGGCCAAUGUAAUCUCAGUUGGAAGACUGACAGACAAAUGGACAAAUAUAUCUAGUAAGGUACAAAUAUUAGAAGAGACAAUGAAUUAAAUGAGGUACUGAUGAAAUGACAGAUUGACAAAUAGAUCUAGUGAGGUAUUGACAGACAAAUAGGUCAUGUUAUGUUACACUGAUGAUAGGAUAGACAUAUUGGCAGACAGACGGAGAAAUAGGUCUUGUUAUAUGUUACACUGAUGAUAGGAUAGACAGAUUGAUAGACGGACAAAUAGGUCAUGUUAUGUUACACUGAUGAUAGGAUAGACAGAUUGAUAGAUAGACAAAUAGGUCAUGUUCUGUUACACUGAUGAUAGGAUAGACAGAUUGAUAGACGGACAAAUAGGUCAUGUUGUGUUACACAGAUGAUAGGAUAGACAGAUUGAUAGACGGACAAAUAGGUCAUGUUGUGUUACACUGAUGAUAGGAUAGACAGAUUGAUAGACGGACAAAUAGGUCAUGUUGUGUUACACAGAUGAUAGGAUAGACAGAUUGAUAGACGGACAAAUAGGUCAUGUUAUGUUACACUGAUGAUAGGAUAGACAGAUUGAUAGAUUGAUAGACGGACAAAUAGGUCAUGUUGUGUUACACUGAUGGUAGGAUAGACAGAUUGAUAGACGGACAAAUAGGUUAUGUUACACUGAUGAUAGGAUAGACAGAUUGAUAGACGGACAAAUAGGUCAUGUUAUGUUACACUGAUGAUAGGAUAGAGAUUGAUAGACGGACAAAUAGGUCAUGUUGUGGUACACUGAUGAUAGGAUAGACAGAUUGAUAGAUAGAUAGACGGACAAAUAGGUCAUGUUGUGUUACACUGAUGAUAGGAUAGACAGAUUGAUAGAUAGAUAGACGGACAAAUAGGUCAUGUUAUGUUACACUGAUGAUAGGAUAGACUGAUUGAUAGACAGACAAAUAGGUCAUGUUAUGUUACACUGAUGAUAGGAUAGACAGAUUGAUAGACAGACGGACAAAUAGGUCAUGUUAUGUUACACUGAUGAUAGGAUAGACAGAUUGAUAGAUAGACGGACAAAUAGGUCAUGUUGUGUUACACUGAUGAUAGGAUAGACAGAUUGAUAGAUAGACGGACAAAUAGGUCAUGUUAUGUUACACUGAUAGGAUAGACAGAUUGACAGACGGACAAAUAGGUCAUGUUAUGUUACACUGAUAGGAUAGACAGAUUGAUAGAUAGACGGACAAAUAGGUCAUGUUAUGUUACACUGAUGAUAGGAUAGACAGAUUGACAGACGGACAAAUAGGUUAAGUGAGGUUACAUUGAUGAUAAGAUACUGAUAUAAGGACAGAUUGACAAAGGGAAGAAUACAUACGUGAAAUGGUUUAUUUGAUAAAUAGUGGAACUGGACUAGGGUGAAUGCCUUUGGCCAUGGAGGUAUACAAACUGAAAUGGUGUCAGUCUAAACUUCGGAGGUCCCAGGUUCGAGUCCCAGCCUGGUCCUUACAGCAUUUUUCUCAGAUGUGCAGGACUAAAUUCAUGUGUGGGUGGGUGCGUGUGUGUAUGUGUUACGAGGACAGAAUAUAUUAUUGUAUACUAAGUGUGAUGGUUGUGUGUCUGUUGUGUGCACUGCCCUGUGUUAAUGUAGACAAAACAUUGGCAGCUUUGUACAACCUAGAAUCUCAAUAAAUAACUCUGCAAUUGCA